AUGAAGUUUGAAGACUUUAGUUGUUAUAUCUUCUUCUCUUGGUCAAGAAACCUGCCCCAUUGGAAUCCACCCCAGCUUUCCGCUUUGAAUGCUUAUUACCAAGGAGAUCGAGAAAAGUUUCAUAAUCAGUGUCCAAACGGAUAUCAGUUCAAAUUUAAACAGUCGUUUAAGCGUGCUGUUAAUCAUUUAGUUGGUAAUAGUAACCAGUGUAAAGAUCCGAAUGACUGUUCGGCCGAAAACUUAAAGGAACAGAGUCAACAGAUCGUGUAUUUGAAACGAAAACAGGCAUCGCUCCAGUGGGGUUAUAAAUUUUUUGAUUCUGGAAAACUUACCGGUAAGACUGAACAUCACAAAUUCAACGAUUUCAAACUUAGACAUUUCGAAGAAUUCGAAAAAGAAUUACAAAGAGAGUUCGAAGGUGAUGGUUCCAGCGCGCCGACCCAAUCAGGGAGUAAAGUUGACAGCAAGGUCAACAGUGGAGAUUCUUCCGAAAGGAGGAAGUCAAACACUCCAUCAGCAGCUGAAUGUUUGAAAAGGACUUUAUCCUACGCUGUCUACGACUUCCAUUGGGAAAGUCCAGACAUCACAUCUCCUGUCAGGAAGAUCGGAAGGAGUAGUAUUCGGUCUUCCAGAAAACACAGUGCCGUUGUUUCAAGUGAGAUUUCUCCACACAACCUAGUCUUUCUUUUCCAGAAAUGUCCGACAUCUAAAAUGGAAUUCAAAGACUUCGCUGCUAAACUUGUUGUUGAUUCAGAAGUGUUUUUAGACUCGUUCAUGCCUCCGGCUCUGUUUAGAGAAUUUCAAGUAAAUCGAAACCUAUCACUUUAUUGGGUUGACCAAGAUUGGUUAAAGCAUGAGGAAAAGAUCUCCAGCGAAAUUGGUGUGAAAUAUCUGGUUCAAGAACACCUCUGUAACAAGAUAUUGACUGGGAAAGAGAGUUUAGUCUCAUAUUCCGUUGGGUAA
Molecule: messenger RNA, 963 nt
Organism: Octopus sinensis (East Asian common octopus)
Lineage: Eukaryota; Metazoa; Mollusca; Cephalopoda; Octopoda; Octopodidae
Product: treslin-like
Exons: 4
Coding region: 1-963 (320 amino acids)
Biological process (GO): response to ionizing radiation; regulation of DNA-templated DNA replication initiation; mitotic G2 DNA damage checkpoint signaling
Cellular component (GO): nucleus
Molecular function (GO): chromatin binding
Source: RefSeq, a predicted model, not a curated record